GGAACGGUAUUUUUGAUUUUUAGAUGUUUCUGGUAUUGUGACAAGUGACAAAAGCAUGUCGCAUGUCCUUGGUCCUAAUUGUCCUAUGAUGAAAAAAAAUGUUAAAUCUGACAGUAGUAAAAGGUGGUAAAAAUAUCUGUCGAUUUUUACAGAUUUUGUUGGUUUUCUCGCGAAUUUAUUGAGAUUUAUUGUCAAUUGAGAAUUGCGACAAUAUCGGACAAUAGACAAUAGUAUUAAUAGUGUUAAAAACGAGUUUGUGAUAAAAAUAUUUGGAAAUGGAUUAAGAAUUUGUUUACAAAAAUGGAUAAAGAAAGUACGAUUAAAUGGGUGAGAGGGCUAUUGGUGUCCUCAAAAUACCCCAUGUCGUUAAGACAACUGGACAAUGAUUACAGAACUAUAAUAGGAGAAAAAAUUCCAUAUUCAAAGUUUGGCUUUAAAAAAUUGGAAGAUUUUUUGAACUCUGAUCCAACUUUAAAUGUUUACAGUCAAAAUGGCGAGACUUUUGCCAAAGCCGCUAUCAAGGCAGAGUCCGCGCAUAUCGUCGAAAUGAAGAUGAAAGAAAAAGCGCCUAAAAAGAGACCCAUUAAGCAUGUAAAAUUUUACUCUGGACCCGUAGUACAUUCAAAUUGGAGACCCAAUUACUCAGCUUACUCUGCAAGACCAAAAAGGUAUGCUACGUCUUCUCGUCCAGCAGCGGUGGCUCAUAAUCAGUUUGUGGACUAUAGAAAACCUGUCGUAGCUUCGAAAAUAGUUAUUCCAGAAAACUCCACCUAUAAUAAAAAUGUACCACCUAGGUUGCAGAAACAACAUUCGGUUGGGAGUAGGCUGCAAAUGGAAAAACAGGAUACUAGUGCUUUUGCUAGGAGAGUAAUACAAGACUUUAACAACACUCAAGCUGCAAAUACUGUUGACGAAUGUUCUCCUGGAUCUAGUCGAAGAAAAACUAUAACUAAAAUGAUGUCUGAAGUUAACUUAGACAGAGAUAGUGGCAACAGUAGUCCAGUUAGCGAUAUUACUACUUUUGUAAUGCCACCUAUAAUUCCACCAAAGAUUCCUGAAUUUGUACCAAUUGGUGAUCCAAAGAUUGACUUAAAGAAUCUCAUAGAAUAUCAUAAACUCGGUGAAAUGGAAGUAAAUACAACUAAAAUGAACGCCAAAAGAGUUAAAAUGUUUAUAUGCCAAAUUAAGAUUGGAAGUCUCAAGUAUACCAGUUACCCGGAAGAGUUUAAAAGUGAAUCAGAAGCUGAAUUAUAUUGUUACAAAGAAGCAUUUAAAGAUAUUACAAAUAAAUAUGGGAGAAGGAAGUCAUUAUUAUUAGCCAGUGAUAAAGAUAUUUUACACAGAAUACCAAAGAUGUUACAAAAACACACUGGAGGACUUUGGGAAUGGCAAAUCCAAAUGGACUAUUCCGAUACAUACAAUGAACAAUUACCUGAGGACUGGUUAAAAAUUAUUGAUAGUAGUCCUUGUAUUCACGUACAAAAAGUCGUUAAUAACUAUACAUUAAGGCAUUGUAAACCGGAGGAGAAAUAUAUUAAUGAAGUUCUUGAUAACAAAAUACAUGGGCAGAAAGGCAGUACGUGGCUGAAAUCCAUGACUUUGACGGACGUUUCUGUACCAUCCAAUACCGUGGAGUUCAAAGAAGAUGGCAAGUUAUUUGCAGAAGUACAGUUCUUAUUAUCAGCCAAUGAAAUUUGGUGUCGACAGACUGGUACCGAAGAAAGUGAUAAAUUUUUAGAAAUGAACUCGCAAUUGGAAGAUUAUUACAGUAAACACAAAGAUUCUCUCCGUGCAAUUAUUAUUAAUCAAAAUGGCUAUUAUAUAGCAGAGUAUGAUGAUGGAUGGUAUAGAGUAAGAGCGAUAGAUGUCACCGAUACUCAUGUUUCUUGUUUUUAUAUCGAUUUUGGAGACGAAAUUGUACUUCCAAAAGACAAAAUAUACCAACUGAAGAGGGAAUACGCAAUUUGUCAAGCACAGGCUUUUGUAUGUCGUUUGGCUGGUUUAGAAGAACUUUAUGAUGCUUCGACUGAGUCAAAUACGUUGAGACAAACGUUACUUUACAAAAGUGUCAUUUUAGAAGUUGCCAGCGAUUGUGUUGUUGAAGACGAGAAAGACGAUAUUAUCCCUGUAUAUAUGUACAACUUUGAUACUGGAAGAUCAAUAAAUGAAGAAAUGAUACAUCUACUGACCAUCGAAUCUGCUUCACCGAGCCUGUUUAUAGAUACUAUAACAGAAGUGUAUGUUUCACACAUAGCUGAAAAUGGUGAUAUAUAUGUACAAAUACGUACUCGAGGUUACCAAAAUUUGCUUCAUUUAUUAGAAGAACUCGAAGCUCAAGUAACUAGCAAUCCUCCUACUGAUAUUUUAGAACCUGUAAAUAAACAGAGCAGCCAAAAUAAAAUCUAUUUCGGCAAAUAUAACUUCGAUGGCCACUGGUAUAGGAUAAAAAUUAUCGAUUGGUCGCCAAAAGAAGAUAUGGCUCAAAUUUACUACAUGGAUUAUGGUAAUACAGAGGUUAUAAAUAUUAAGGAUGCAGCACUUUAUCCAUUGGACAAGUUGAGCGACAUUUUGAGUUUGUACCCACCACAGGCUGUGAAGACAAUGAUGUUACUGGAUGAAAUUCCGAAAGAUUUCCUUACCAUUAUUAAUAAAGUAAUGCCAAAGGAAGAACCAGUAAUCGUUAAAAUAAUCCGUCGCAAUGAAAAGGAUACUCCGUUGGCGGAAUUCUUCAGAAGGAAUUCAGAUGGAUCUCUCUUUUGCAUUAACAAAUCAAUCACAAUCGAGAACGAAUUAAAGAAAGGCGAUAUUGCUAGUAUUAAAAGUACAAGAAAGAUAAUUUUAUCUACAGAAGGAUCCAAAAACGUCCCGUCCGGUGGAAAACUAAAGUGUCCGCUGCUUCCAGAUACCAACAAGUAUUUUGAGGUGCACGUUCCGUUCGCUGUUAACCCUUAUAAUUUUUUCGUGCAACCAUUGGAAUCUCGGCCUAAGCUGCACAAACUGAUGGAGCAGUUACAGGUGCGAUACAAAAAUGUUGCUUAUAGCCCUCUAACAAUCGAUGAUAUUAUUCCUGGAAAUAUUUAUGCUUCGAAGUACGAUGAUGGCAAUUGGUACAGGACCAGUGUCAUUAAAGUAAUCCAUGAUGGAUCAAUUUCAGUAUUCUACUGUGAUUUCGGCUACUAUGCCAAUUUGACUUUGCAGCAGUUGAUUCCUUUAGAUAUAGAAUUUAUGGAGUUACCUUAUCAAGCACUGAAGGCCAAACUUUCUGGCAUUAAACCAAAACACCCAAACUGGACAAUGGAACACUGUGAUGAAUUUAAAGAGAUGGUAGAAAGAAAACAUUUUUAUUCGAUUUUACUAAAGUUGGAAAGAGACCAACUCUAUGACUCUGAUUUAGUUUUAGAUCUCGUAUUAAUAGACACAUCCUCGUCUGAAGAUAUUUGCAUUGAAAAGGAACUCAUUAAUAGGGGGAUUGCCGUAGAAGUAUAAAAAUUACAUUUUUUUAUUCUUAUGCUUGUUUUUACUUUAAGAAUUUUUGCACCUUUUCUCCUUAUAUAUCUGUCAUUCCCAGAAAGUUUUCAAUUUUAAGAAUAUCGUAAAAUUGUAAUAACUUUAAUCAUAAACAGGUGUACGAACUUACUAUUGUAAAGGAAACUCAUUUUUUUAUAAAUGUUUCAUGUUUAAAAAGUUUAUUUAGUUCUAAAGUUCAUUUAAUCGUUUCUGUUAUUUAUUUUUAUCUAAGUGUAACGGUUAUGUAAACCUUAAUAUUUAAUUUUUCUGUGUUAUUCUUUGUUAACCAUUUCAGUACUAUAAUUGGAUUGUUUAUUAUGCUAUAGGUACACUGCAAAAAAGCUGGCCUUUGAACCUGCACAUGAUACAAAUCAUGGGUGCCGAGUUUUUCAAAUUGCACCUUGAGGGUGUGAGAGCAAAUCCUUUUAGAGUACUGUUUUGAUGAUAAUAAUAAUAAUAAUACCAAAUUUGUAAAUGGAUUCAUAGAACAAACAUAAAAUUAUUCAUAACAAUGUUUUUGUCGUUUAUAAUUAAAUAAUCAUAAUAAACGUCUUUCUUCGAUUUUAUAAACUGCUACAAAUAAUGUUAUUUAUUUUGUUACAAAGUUUACAUAAUUUUUUACUUAUUUGAUUGGUUGAAAAGGAAAGUUAAGCUGUACGAUGCAGCAAUAGGAGGUUCCCCUUAAAAUUAAGUAUUCUGCUUAUUUUACACUGCUCAAGACAUUUUAAUUUCGUCGUUUUCGAGUCUUCAGGGUAAUAUUGUAAAUGGAGGGACAGUUUUGUUUAAAAAUUUCUUCUCACUCCAAUCAACUGCUGUACAUUUUGCUUGUAAAUCAGCCAUUACGAAAACGGCAAGGGCAUUAAAAGGAUCUACAAGAAAGACCUAGGCCGACUGUAGACUGAGCAAUAUGUCUAGGUAAACUGAUACAGAGGGGUCUUUAGGACACACACGUCAAGUGAAGUUUUUACUACAAGAAUGCCUCCUCACAGCAACUAAUUCCGUUAUUUUGGUCCCUCAUAAUUUAAAAUUUGAAGGAAUGGUACAUUUAAUAAAAAUAUUCACUGCACAUGCAGUGUUUUUGAAGUAUUAUUUCGCUACUUAAAAAGUGCCCAAAAUCCUUCAAAUAUGAAACACUUUACAAAUUUGACAGUAUGACAGCUAUUCCUUUCACGAAUAACUUUUUAUAUUGGAUAUACUACUUCAAGUUCCAAUAAGUGUCAUUGUAAAUAAAAUAUAACUAUCAUUAAAAAUAAAAUGUAAAUCACAAUACAUCACAGGAUAUCUGAGUUUAAAAUAUUUCCUGAAUUUAAUUCAUGUCAUGGGUCCCGGAGAAAAGGUCGAAAAAUAAUAGAUGAUAAAAGGAAAUAUUGAAAAAUAUGUCGAAAUAGAAGGUCGAACACUAAAGUUUUGAAAUUAGAAAAUAAUGAAUGACAAAAUGUUCAAAUAAUAAUAGGUCGUAUGUAUGAAAAACUGAAAACCAAAAAUCGAAAAAAUAAGUCAAAUAUAAAAUAUCUAAUUGCAAAACAUUUGUUAAUGAAAAGAUUUUUAUUUAACGAUAAAUAACUUACAAGCACAAUUAACAAAAAACAUCCAAAACAAUAACUAAAAAAUAUAGAUAAAAGGAAUUUCUGAUAUAUAAUUUAUAAAAUAGUCCAAAAUUAAUUUCAAACUUUAAAACUGUUCCUUAACCUGUUGCUUUUGUUUCUUGGGAGGUUCCUUCUCAUAGCCUGCCAUUUGCUGGUUUAACUUUAAUUCUUGAUAAGCUUCUUCUCUUCAAAUACCUUUUAAAAAUGCCCAAAUUGACGGAUUUUUAUCCUGUAAGUUGCUUUUUGAACUGUUAUGCCACGAUUUACAAUAUUAGUUCUUGGUUCUUCUUAUAACGUUUUAACGUAAUAAUUCCAUAGGUAUUGCUCAAACGUAGGUUUUCUUAUCAAUCUUACCAACUCAAACUUCUUCAAAAUAGUUUUUAAUCGGUGUAAUAUCGUUAGAUAAAAUAUCACUGGCACACAGAUAUUCAAAUGAUUUUCCAACAUAAACGGUGGGAAUGAAAUAAAGAGCAAUGAACAUUUUUACAUUAAGUUGGAAUUCAUUAUGUAUAUCAUAAUUAAGUUUAAGUCCGAAAUUUUUAAUAUUUCUGUAAACUGCUUGUCUAAAAUGAAAAUAGCAUUCCUGUUUGAUGGCAUCAGGAAAGAGUAAAUCGCAAGUGUUUAUAACUGCUUUUUCAAAAUCGCUUAUAAUGAUGCUUACUUUUGGAAAUGGAAGUGUUCUUACUUGCUCAAAAAUUUUUAUAUGAAUCUGUUCGGUUUUUUGUUAAUAGUGCGUAUAUUAGAGGAUAAUUUGCACCAUUAACUUCACCAUGAAUUGAAAAUAAUUGGUAAAAUAAACUUGACACAGUUUUAAAUGUGCCAUCAACAAACCAUUGUUAACCGUUACAAAGUACGUUUAAAUGCUUCUUUGUGGAAAAUAUUAUAAUUCUGUCUUUAUCCUUAGAAUCAUAAAUCAAAAAUGUUUAAACAGCAUAUUUUUUUAUCGACUUAUUGGAGUCGUAACAAUUGUUUUUUCGAUUUUUUUUUGUUUUUUGAAUAUUGCAAUUAUCGUUUAUUUUCCUAUAUUUUGUCUUUCAACCUUUUAUUUUUCGAUUUAUUAUUGAUCGAUAUUUUAGAACUCAUUUCGUAUUCGACCUUUUUUCUGGGACCCGUCUAUAUUAUAUGCAGCUGAAAGAGUUAGCUGCUAAAGCAAUAAUUUUGACGUAACUGACAAUGAACUACAUCUGUUUCUAAUAAAUCAGUGUACAACAUAACUUACAGUUACAUGUUUUAAGGUAACCAUAUGAAAUAUUAGAAUAUUCCAAUGACUUCCUAGAUCUGAUAUUUUGUGGAUGAAAUCGACUUAUCCAUGUGCAGACUCAUUUAUUAUACUUUAACAUCGCAAACGCUUUUCAAAUCAGAAUCUCAAUUUGCUAAAAACUAGAAAUUUGGCUUAGAAUAAAAGCUAGUUCUUCUCUCAUAGUCUUUCAACUAGGUUAUCAUGGCUGGUAAAUCCGUUUAUUUAUCCUUAUUGUCAAGUUUUUGAAUGGAGUCUUGUAAAAUGGACGUUUUGAGUAUUUUUAAAGUAAUACAAAGCUAUUAAAAAAAUACGUUUAAUAGACCUUUCCCGUUUGUUAAUUGCCAAGGCUAAAAUUACAAAUAUUUCGUUCAUUCUUAUUUUGUAGAACAAGGAAAUAACUGCGCAGCGUUGGGGCCCUCUACGAUAACGUUUUAAAAAUGCCCGUGUAGAAAAUGCUGUCAUAGAAGUGCAAACUUGAAAUUUUUAGAUAUUAUUUACAUCAAAAGUUAUAGUAAAAAAAAAAGUUUGUUGCCACUUUCUUGACAUUAGGCUCACAGGGCAUUUCACCGCUAGUCCUAUUGCAGCAAAAUAUUUCCAUCUUCUACAGGUUAAGAAUUAACGAUAAAUUUGUAAUUUAGCCUUGUACAAAUGUAUACCAAAAAAAUUUUAGUGGCUCCCUGCUAUAUAGAAUCGAUGAUAGUUGUUUAAAGUAAUCGUUGUAGCCAACCCAACAGAUGUAAGGCGAGAAUAAGAGAGAGAUAACAAAAAGUGUUUAGAAAAUUACUAAAUUCAAAUUUCCCGCGCUUUUUUCGCGAAAUUGUCGAAAAAUGGGAAAGGUCAAUUGCUUGCAUAGCAAAACCGAAUUUUGAUCAAAUCUGUUAGUUUGGAGUUGAUCUUCGAUUUUUUGCAUUUCCAUUAAGUACUUUUGAAUUAUCAAUCAUAUUUAAAAGGUCUACGUUUACAUUUUCUUAUUUGACGAAUCUCUAUUAACUUAUUUAUUGGUUAUCCUGCCUCAAGCGACUAGCAAUACAUUCUCAUUAUCAGCCGUUUUUUCCUUCGCCAAGAAUAUUUUUUGAAAAUUUGCUACAGUCUGCAUUUCUUAUAUUCUUUAUUUUCCCAUUUUGAGUGUAUGUUAUUAUUAUUCAUAUAAUAACCAUCUAAUUUAUUAUCUUCACUUCAAAAAAUAUAGUAAAAGGUGCAUUCAUAUAAUUUAAAUUUUUAAUUAUUUUUAUAUCAAUCUGUGGAGCCUAAUGUUCUUAAUAGUCUAUCCUCAUUACAUGUGACUAAACACAUUUUUCUUUUGUUAUUGAUUCCCAAUUCACCACUUCUGAUAUAUUCAUUACCUAAAAUCGAUAUAACUCGAAAAUUAAAAAAGGAGUCUUCAUUGGAUAAGUCGAUAUACCAAAUUAAUUCUAAUUAAAUUAGUAUUUUAGACUUAAAAAUCUAAUAUGGAUUAAAUGUGCUGACAAGGCUCGUUUUUUAUUUGUUAUAUACUUUGUCUAAAGGUUUUUGUUGUUGAACUAGAAAUACAUAUUUCCAUACAUAUAAAAUAAAUAGAAGUAAAGUGUGUCAAAAAAUGUUCCUGUAUUGCAAUUGUCGCGGUGCAUCAUAAUAUUCGGCAUCCAUGAUUGUAGUAGUUACAUAACAUUUUGUUUUCCUUUGCAGUGCAAGCUAAACUGAACUUUUUACUACUUAAGUCAUCUGUUAUAUGUACAUCUAUUGUAUUUUCUAUCGAAAAUUAUAUUGGAAUAUUGACUUUUUUAUAUUUUAGCUUUGUUCUAGAAGUUCAUUUGUUUUUUUUUAUUUAAUGAAAAAAAUAUUUUGAAAAAUAUACGAGGUCAUUCCAAAAGUAAGGUCGAUUGGCAAUACUUAUUGAUUCUCGUAUGCACAGUAGUUUCAACUGGUUCGUUGGGCACAUAACUGAUAUAUUUCUGCCAGUUCAUUGUUGUUCACCUUUGCUUGACGAUGAGCGGCCUCUCCUAAUCUCACGACGAAUGCGCGAAGUAAUCAGUAUUGCCAAUCGCUUUUCAGUACCGACUUAUUUUUGAAAUAGUCUUCGUAAAUGUUUAAAUGUUCUAAUUUUUAAUAAAAAUGUUCUGCUAA
This is a messenger RNA of Psylliodes chrysocephalus, 8436 nucleotides long. The record is from the annotation of a GenBank genome assembly. NCBI's taxonomy places the organism in Eukaryota, Metazoa, Arthropoda, Insecta, Coleoptera, Chrysomelidae.